AUGGACACGAACGUGGUGCCCCUGGAGGGGGGCCAGCCCCUCCUGAUGGGUCUGAACGGCAUCGAGUUCAAGCGUCACCCCAAGGCCGUGAAAUCUAAAAAGGCUGUUCUUUUCUUUGAGGUGGAGAUCCUGGAUGCCAAGACCAGGGACAAGCUGUGCUUCCUGGAUAAGGUGGAGCCCAAUGCCACCGUCGCCGAGAUCAAGAACCUCUUCACCAAGUCCCAUCCCCAGUGGUACCCAGCCCGACAGUCCCUCCGCCUGGACCCCAAGGGGAAGUCCCUGAAGGAUGAGGACGUGCUACAGAACCUGCCGGUGGGCACCACGGCCACACUGUACUUCCGGGACCUGGGUGCGCAGAUCAGCUGGGUGACGGUCUUCCUCACCGAGUACGCUGGGCCCCUGCUUAUCUACCUGCUCUUCUACUUCCGAGUGCCCUUCAUCUACGGCCCCAAAUAUGACUUCACCUCCAGCAAGCACUCGGUCGUGCACCUGGCCUGCAUCUGCCACUCGUUCCACUACAUCAAGCGCCUGCUGGAGACCAUCUUUGUCCAUCGGUUCUCGCACGGGACGAUGCCCUUGCGCAACAUCUUCAAGAAUUGCACAUACUACUGGGGCUUUGCAGCCUGGAUGGCGUAUUACAUCAACCACCCGCUGUACACCCCGCCAACCUACGGAGACGAGCAGGUCAAGCUGGCGCUCAUUAUAUUCCUGUUCUGCCAGCUGGGGAACUUCUCCAUUCACAUCGCUCUGCGGAACCUGCGGCCGGCGGGCUCCAAGACUCGGAAGAUCCCAUACCCCACCAAGAACCCCUUCACGUGGCUCUUCCUGCUAGUGUCAUGUCCUAAUUAUACCUAUGAGGUGGGCUCCUGGAUCGGCUUCGCCAUCAUGACUCAGUGUCUCCCAGUGGCCCUGUUCUCUCUGGUCGGCUUCAUCCAAAUGACCAUCUGGGCGAAGGGGAAGCACCGCAGCUACCUGAAGGAGUUCCGGGACUACCCACCCCUGCGCUCGCCUAUCGUCCCCUUCCUGCUCUGAGCCGCGGGGGCUGCUGGGGCUUCGUGUAUCUGUGCAGUCCAGGGAGGAGCCCACCCCCCACAUCUGGCCAGCUGGCACAGGGCUCGGGGGAAGCUGCGCAAACUCACCCAACUCCUCACUGCUGGGUUUCUGCAGCUGCCCCUGUGCUCCCUUGGGGGGGGCCGCCCCCACCCCCCCAGGGAAGCCAACACCCAGCCCUGCUCAGGGCCGAUGCUCUCCUCCCGCUGCGCCAUGCACCCAGAUCUACAGCCCUGCCUAACUGGAAAUUAACCCAGGGAGAAGCUGGAGCUGCCUCUGGCUGGAUGCAGCCACUCGGAGCUGUG
Molecule: messenger RNA, 1355 nt
Organism: Emys orbicularis (European pond turtle)
Lineage: Eukaryota; Metazoa; Chordata; Testudines; Emydidae
Gene: TECR
Product: trans-2,3-enoyl-CoA reductase
Exons: 12
Coding region: 1-1032 (343 amino acids)
Biological process (GO): very long-chain fatty acid biosynthetic process
Molecular function (GO): oxidoreductase activity, acting on the CH-CH group of donors
Source: RefSeq, a predicted model, not a curated record